This is a messenger RNA of Gopherus flavomarginatus (Mexican gopher tortoise), 1128 nucleotides long. It is a transcript of the gene FAM174A, whose product is annotated as family with sequence similarity 174 member A. The record is from RefSeq and is a predicted model, not a curated record. The transcript has 3 exons. The coding region runs from base 123 to 545 and encodes 140 amino acids. Lineage: Eukaryota; Metazoa; Chordata; Testudines; Testudinidae.
GUCCAUAGCAGCGGCGGCCCUGCCGGACUCGGAGCCAUGACGAGAACUUCCGCUUCCUCUGCCGCCGGUGCAGGGCCGGGCCGCGCCUAGGCCGCGCCCGGGCCGGGCAGGGAGGGGGCGCGAUGAGGCAGGCGCUGCGCUGGCUCCUGGCCGGGCUGCUGCUGGGAGCGCUGCGCGAGGAGGCUGCCGCGGCGAACAGCGACCCGCCGGCUCGCUCGACGCUCCCGCAGGGCAGCACCCCCGGGGAGGCGACGCGGAGCAGCAAUGGCAGCAGCAGCCCUGCCGCGUCCCCCGCUCCCGAGCGGGACCAGCCCAUGACCCAGCGCGCCCUGGCUGUGCUCGUGGUGGCCAGCGCCGCCCUCAUCGUCUACUUCGUGAUCCGGACCGUGCGCCUCAGAAAAAGAAACAAAAAGACCCGAAGGUAUGGAGUUUUGGACACCAACAUAGAAAAUAUGGAGUUGACGCCAUUAGAACAAGAUGAUGAUGAUGAUGAUACAACAUUGUUUGAUGCUAAUCAUCCUCGAAGGUUAGUGUUUAGAAGAUAAGUAUGUGCCUUUCAUUGAGAAAAAUUAAUCUUAAAUCAACAGAAAGAGGAGGUUUUGCAGGAGGAAUAAGAAGCCAAUAUAUCAACAGGGUCGGGGAGGGGGGUAUUUAAAUUGUGUAUAUUAUGGUAUUCUUAGUUUGUUGCAAUAAAUACUAUAACAAUUUGUUGUACCUCUUUGUAUAUACAGAAAUACUCUAAAUUCAGAGGAGUGUACGCUAACAUUCAAAACUAUUUGGAAAAGAGAUUCCCUUUUAAAACAGGGUAUUUUCUGCUUAUUUUAAUUCCUUAUUUGUAUAUAUAUAUGGUACACUUUUCUAUACCAAUCUGGAAUAUGUUCACUUGUUUUUACCAGUGUAAUAUUUUAAGUCCAUUUAAACAUCAUCAUCUUACGUAUGUGUGAAUUCUGUAGUACGGCUAGAUUUUCUGUAGUUUAGCUGAGAUUCUUUCCCUAUCUUGAAAAAGCUCUGUGCCAAACUACUGCCUCUUUUUGCUUGAAAUUUUUAACUAAAUGAAUGUGAGUUGCUGUAUGUAAACAUUAUUUAAAACUGCCAAGUGAACCAAUAAAAUGUUUACAAUAUUCCUAA